Molecule: messenger RNA, 1214 nt
Organism: Phyllotreta striolata
Lineage: Eukaryota; Metazoa; Arthropoda; Insecta; Coleoptera; Chrysomelidae
Source: the annotation of a GenBank genome assembly
GAUCAUUUCUUCGAUACCUCCAGCUGCUAUUCGGAUUAAUGCGAGUACAUGAUCCCUUCGCACGGACCCCCGGGAAACGUCCAGUUACACGCUUUGUGACUUGUUGAUAACUGGAUCAUAUGAUCGGGCGCGUUACAACGUUUACACGGGUGCCUACGUCAACGGCGUUUCCGCUCUACCCCCUCGGAUAUCGAUUAUUUCGCGGGAAAUCCAGCAGUUUCGCCACGGCCGUUCGAUAAGAAAGUGGAGCGUCGCGACGCCUUCGCACAUCGACGGAAUAUUUCGAUAUUUUUUCAGUUCGCCGAGUGCCCUCUAAGCGUCCAGAAUGCUCCCUGAAAUAUUGAAGAACAGUUGACUUGUGCGGAAAGGAGCAGCAGCACGGCUCUCUAUAACAGGUGCAUGACGUCGUUGAAGAGGCUUGCUAUCCUGUCGGCGAUCCGCCAGGAUGGGAGGAUAAACUUCACCGAUAUGUACCCAACGCCAGGACCUCCCCCCAGUCCGGUGCACGGGGUUAACGUCAUGUUGGGAGGGGCGAUGAUCAGCGGAAUUCUGCUGGUGUUGUUCGUGAUGUGCUACUGUUGCAACAAAAACAACAGGAAAUCCCAGCCGCAUUUGGGCAGCUAUUGGAGGGAUCCCGGCCUCUCCAUGGAAAUAUACACCGUGGAAUCGGCGCAAAACUGGCUCGUCUCGGAGGAUCUGUGUAACGAGAUACACCGGCCCCCUACUCCGGGGCCCCCGCCGGCGUACGAGGUCGUGGUGGCGCCGAAAUCGAGCAAGAGCCGCGAUGAGGAGGAUUCGACGAGCAAACAGGACGAAACCGGUUUGCCCAGUUACGAGACCGCCGUGCGACAUCUCAAGGGAUUUCAGUAGUUUUGUUUAGGAUUUUUAGGUAGAAAAUCGCCGAUGUGGCAACGCUGCAAUUGUAUGCCUUUUUAAUACGUCAUAGACGAGUUAUGGUGGAGAUAAUGUAGAUGUAUAAUUUGUUUUUUUUCUGACAAAUAUUGACUGAUAUUUGUAAAUUUUUAUAGCGUAGGAAUAGAUGAUUUAGCGGGAAUUUCGAAUCACCAGCACAAGGAUAUGAAAAAUUAAGUAUUUUAUAAGUUUUCACAAAAAUAAUAUCACCCUUAUUACCUAAUUUGAAUGAAAUAUUAAUAGUAGUUACAACGAAUUCUGUCUUGAUAAUAGUAAUUAUGACAUUAAUUAUACAAAAUCUA